GCAGAGAAUGUGGCAAGAGAGAGCGAAGGGAGGAAGAGUCAGAUGGAAACAGUUCCCUAAAAGAAAUCAAAGGCAAUAUCGGUGCAACACAAGGAGAAAAGAUUAAAUAGUAAUCAUUUCACACGCGCAAAAGAAAACGGCUCGGGUGAAGUUUACAGCUGGAUCUUGGAGAGAGUUGGCCCCAGUAAAGUCUGCUGCACCAUCUCUACUGCAGCUGGCUGGUGUGAAACAGGAAGCCGUGCAAACUAACGGCGUGUUGGAAAGACGCUCCGAGUGUUCACGCCCAUCCAGAGAGAGAAAGGCAGAUUGAUCCCUCCCCUUCAGCCAGAGGAUUCCAGCGAAAUUGGCCCGCACACUGCUCCAACAUUAUGGCCUCCUGUGGUCACAAAGGUUCAGUGGUGUUACCAUCAAUGAAUCCUCCACUAUCAACAUCCUGGAGAUUGCCAUUCACUAGAAACUGACCUGGACUACCUAUAUAAGUGCUGUGGCUACAAGAGCAGUUCUUCGCUGUGAAUUGUGAAGUCUUCUGAAGUGAACCAUCAAAACUGAGCUCCAUCACAGCCUGGGGUCUCCCGGUGAACAGGGAACAGGUCCCAGGCUGAUUUCCCAGCCCAAACUUGCAGGCUAGGCUGAGGCUACAGUGACCAUGGAGGAAUCAGUUCUAAUUUUGAAAAGUUGGCACAAAGCCUUGGUACUUAUCCUAAUCAUUAGUUCCAUUGUCUACUAUUAUGUCUUUGAGUUUAAACCUUUAAAGCUCAAAUACCCCUUCCCGAAAAAAGCUUCAAGACUUGCAAUACGUUUGAGUCAAUCAGACGCAAUCAGAGAGCCUGGAAUUAUGUUUGUACAGACCUCCAAUGAUGUAGCACCUUCCCCGUUGGCCAUGUGCAGCAUUGAAUCAGCAGCUAGACAAAACCGAAACAAAACCAUUUAUUUCCUCAUGAGUGGUUUCAAUGGGAAUAUAUCUGCGUAUCGAGAACCUGAGUACAAAGCCAUCUCUUUGCUUUCUUCAUUCGAGAAUGUCAUCAUCUUGCCCUUGAAUCCUAAAGAAUUGUUCAACAACACACCCUUGGCUGGAUGGUAUGAGAAGGUGGAUCCCAACUUGGAACAAUAUUGGUUCCAUGUGCUCUCUGAUGGUUGUCGGAUAGCCUUGCUGUGGAAGUUCGGGGGCAUCUAUCUGGACACGGAUAUCAUUUCAAUCAAACCCUUGGAGUUCCAGAACUUCAUCUGUGCACAAUCAAGUAAUUAUGCAAAUGGUGCAGCUUUGGGAUUUAACCGCUCUCAUUCCUUCAUCAGGAAGUGCUUAAAGGAUUAUAUUGAGAAUUAUAAUGGAGCAGCUUGGGGUCAGCAGGGUCCAGAUCUGAUGACCCGAAUGUUGAAGAAAUGGUGUGAGACUGAUAAUCUGGAUAACUUUCUGAAUAGACAAUGCAAAGGGAUCCUGUACCUGUCCAGCAACUGGUUCUACCCUGUUCCAUACACCGAUUGGGAAAGGUACUUUGAACCAGAUACAUGGGAAGGGAACAGUAAAGAAAUUGAACAUGAAUUCUCAAAGACACGAGGGGUACACGUCUGGAAUUUUUUAAGUGGUGGUCAGAAUAAUCACUUCAAAGGAAGUCGAUCACUCAUGGAGUAUUUCUUUAGCAAAUAUUGUCCAAGAACAUACAAUUUUCUCCCAGAUUGAUGUUUAUUUGAGUGUUGAUUUGCAUAAUUGUUUUACAUGUGGUUAUAACAAAAUGACUGCUAAUCACUGACUGACAGUAUGGCCAUCCAUUUGGCCUCAUCUCAUUGUAUCUUCACUGGUAUCUUCCUACUCUCUGUGAGGCUGUCGGGUAAUAGGAGGAGUGGGGGAAUUGUUACUGGUUUCACCCUCUAUCCUGCUCCCUUCCUUCCAACUCAGCAGUGCCCACUUCCCUGAGGUUCAUUCCUCCAACAUAUUCGAUGCCUCUUGAUUCAAAAUUGGUCGAUUCUGGAUAACUGUUGAUUCAGUUCAUCUCAGUAUUACAGACAUUGCUUCAUUUAAAUUAUUGUGUUUUUAUUUUUAUCCAGUUCAGAAGCACACACAGUCAUUGGGACGAGACCAUUUGCAGUAUAGGGAAUGACGAUGAGUUUAACAUUCCCGAUCCAAGUCAAUUUGACGUUUACUUCUUCACUCAUUAAUUAUCUCACAUUCUGAAUUAUAGUCUGAACACUGCAAACUAUUUCCAAUGUCCUUUCUUAUCUGGAAGUUGGUGUGAAUAUUUUACAACCUCUUUAUCCAGCAUUUCUUAAUAAAAUAUGAUCAAAGUCUGUGAUAACAUGACCAUUGCUCUCAGGCACAAUAUAGUGAAAGGCAUAUCUCUACUGUAGCAGUUCUUACUGUUGGACUGUUCCCUUAUCUGGUUGAGGUUAUUAGUUUGUACAUGUACAGAGUACAAUAUAUUCCUAAAUCUCUGGGAUAUUUAAUUUUGAUCUGACAUGAUCUAUUUACUGAAUCACUGACUUCUUGCCUGCACUGAGAUUAUACUUAAUAUACAUGAUCUUCAAGAAUCUUUAGGUGAAAUAAGGGAAAUCUUUGCUUUGUCGCUGUUUUGUGAUUAUUUGGAUAAUUCUUUGGAUGAGUCUAUUGAUUAAUUAAUUGACCUUGCAGAUUCAGUCUUUGUAUCUGAACUAAAGUUUGGUCUGACACUUUGUGGAAUUGAGCUUGUAGUUCAACUGUGGUUACAAUUAAAAUAGAAAGACUGGGGAAAUCUGCCCAAUUAUUAAAGACAGCUUGACCCCAGUUACCAGUCUCGAACUGGUAACUGAGUGAUACACCGUUUCCAGUCAGAGACAUUGUGUCAACUUGCUGCACAUCACUGGGAUCCUCUGUGAGGGAGCUCUAUCUGUGUCAUCAUUAAUGUGAUCGGAGCAGCCCCUUUAUUAAAUAUUGAGAUCUUAAUUGUAAAGUGGCCAGCAACAGAAGAUGUGCUUAUUAAAAUGGACUGGAAUUAUACUGUACCCACGGCACCCAAUGAUGGGGUUUUGCACCUGUCUCUCAGGAACCUUACCGUCCCUGUAUUCACUCCAGUGGAACAGGCUGCGUGCUAAUGUGAUAGAGACCAUCCCAAUAUCUCUGGUUCCUGCUGUGUGCUUCUAGUGUUUGGCUCUCGGACAUUUGGACCCAUUUUAAGGAAGGAACCCAGGUUUGAGAACGAUCAGCAAAUCAUCCCAACAGCUUCACCCUGAGCUGGAGAGGAUGGAAAUGACAUGGUGCUGCCUUGUCCUCAACUGGGAUAUCCCAUUGGAGCAUUUUGGAGUGAAGUCAUGGAGACGAUUGUGUUUAAGGGUCGGAUCAUAUGAAGAUGUCCCACGUGUUGAUGUCAGCUCAUUCCUGAUGAAAGACUGUAUUUUUGGUCGUGUUGUGGUUUUGUUUCAUUCUGUUUAAAUCUCGCGUCAAACUAGAAGUGGAUACAUCUGUUGGAAACCAACACUCAGUUGUGGUGCAUUCCUCAGUUUCUGGUGUGCUGUACCGACCUUGUUGAUGGUGUUAGAUUGAAUAGGGCCAGAUUUCAUGUUAAUGGGAGGAUGCCACAGAUGAAUGGGUAUUGGGCACUGGGUACCCCUUCUUGAUACUUGGUUGAGUAUUACCUAGGCUGCCCAGUGAAGAUGGGUUAUCCCCUACAGAAGGUGAAAUUUUCUCAGGCGAUUACAAUUACAAGGGCUAUUUAUUGUCCCAAAUCUUCACUGAAAGUUUUCAUUCUGUCAUAAGGAUCCUGUAGGCAUUCUUAUUCUUCUGUCAUUCUUGACUCCCUUGAUGCUGCACUUUUGAAGAUUAACCAAUAAUUUGAUCCUAUUAGUGUGCUGGAAACAUGGCUUUCUGUUUUUAUAAAUGUACCUCAUUUCAGUUGAGAGCCCACUGUAGGUGUGUGAGAAACUGAUUAUUGAAUCUGUGUCACCCCUUAAAGUCCACUCAAUGCUGGUUGAGAUCAAAGUGGACCAUCUGCUUUCCCCAAGACUGUAAGUAUAUGUGUUUUUAACACUAUUUGUUGAUCAAGGAGAUAGGUUUUGAAUCUGGAGACUGGAAGAUGGAGAAGGGGAUUCUGUUUGAUGUUGUGAUGCGAUUUUUUCCCAAGGAGUUGUUGUGGUGAAGUAUUUGUAAUUGGGCUGAUGCAGACUAAAGACUCAUCACCUUCUUUCUUUCUAUUCUUUCAAUGGAACAUACGUUGAUGGCAGAGGUGGUCCCAGAGACUUCAUGUUGCACAGCCAUUACAAGAAUAAGGUUAGCGUGGGUUUUAAUGGAAAUUAAUAAUUCACUCUGAGGAGAUUGCUUGCAGUGAUAAUUUGAUUCUUUUUGCUCCUAUUCUCACAUUCCUAUUUAAUGUUUCCUAUCUGCUGGCUGGUGUAAACAUCACUGUCCUUUGGGACUGACCCUUUCUAUGUGAUUGGAGGAGAAAUGUCACUAUAGAAUAACAGCAGAUUUGCUUCUCACACUCUUCCAAACGUCAGGAGCUGACAGAGAGCUGCUGUCCUCGAAGACACUGAAAACGGACAUCUUUCCCUCCUGGCAAACACCCUGCCCCUCAGGAUCCCUCCGUGAGGAACUGGGUGCCCAGAACCCUUGGGCAUUUCAGGCAGAGUAAGGGUGUGAGCACUAACCAUUAUUUGCUGUGUUGAUCUGAGAGCAUCGUGAUCCCACGCGUAUGGGUAAUCAAAUUUCAGACUGUGAACUUGUGUAUGUAUUGCCUUUAUAUGUCUGAAUGUGAAUAAUCAAAUUGUGACUUUCUGCUUUGGUUUGCCUGUGGCCUCUUUGUCGUCUGUCAUGCUGAGGCCAGAAUCCUUUCUCAAGUCUCUGACGAGAUUCCAGGAAGUUCUGGUUUCGAGUGCCUUGGCGCUGAGUUGGAGCCAUUGUUUAUCCCAGCGUCUUCUCCCUGUCCAGAGCUGAUGGGAUGUUUAUAACUUUAACUUCAGUCAGUCUAUUCUUGCUGUGAUUAUUGAAGUGAACAGAUUAGAAUCUUUUGUGCUGAUUUAUUUUUUUUAGGUGACUUUCUAUUGAAUCUUUUUUUUCUUUUUAUCAAAACCACGAAACAGGUAAUUUUCAUUUAGUUGAUGUUUGGAUGAUGCAGUGCUUAUUACACCAGGGGCAAAAUGUUCUCCACACUCUCAAUAACACAAUACAGACCCCUCUCUCUGAACCCCAAUACAGACCGUGCUCUGUGAACCCCGCUACAGACCCCUCUCUCUGAACCCUGAUACAGACUGUGCUGUCUGAACCCUGAUUCUGACCACGCUGUCUGGCCUCCAAUAUGGGCCGUGCUUUCUGAGCUUCAAUACCUGACAAAGUAGCUACCUGAUGAAAGAAUGGUGCUCCGAUAGCUGAUAUUUCCAAAUAAACCUGUCGGACUAUAACCUGGCGUUGUGUGAUUUUUAACUUUGUCCACCCCAUUCCAACACCAGCACCUCUACAUCAUAAGCUCCAACACCGGCCACUUCCUGAUCUGGACCCAAUGUACUGAACACAAUGAACCACAAAUUGGACCAUCUUGAUGAAUCCUGACACACCUUGCUGCACCCCAAUACAGAUCACUUCAACAAAGGCCCAUUCUCCCUAUAUUUUAUUACAGACCACUCACUAUACCUCAAUAUAGCUUAAUACAGACUGCUCACGCUGAACCCCAAAAUAGAACGGUGUCACUGUGCCCCUGUGGAGAACCCUUUCGCUAAACACAAUACAUCCCACCCCCCCCAACAGUGUACCCAGUACAGAUCCUGUAAGCACAGUGAGGUGGUGUUUUUUCUUUGUCUUUGUCCUGCUGGAGCAGUCAUUCCUGUAAAAACAGGAACCCUGCUUCCUGCUGCAUGUGCUGUGGCCUCCUGCUAGGAAUCCAGAGAUCCUCGGAUCGAUAUCAACCCCAUGGUGACAUCACCUUCAUCGCCCGGCGACAUUGUUUCCGAACGGUUCUGUGGGAUUUUACUGGAGUGGUUGGGGUUUGUGUGUGUGUUUGCCAUUGGCAGCAGCCAGCAUUCGGUUGAUUCAUGUAUGGCAUUGGGGCCCACGUGAAAAGUCAAGUUGAAAAAUAAGCAGGCAGGGUUUGGUUUUGGCAUGUGGGGUCUGGGUGCUGUUGAUGAAUGAGGAAGUUCCUGUGAGAUCAUGCAUACAAAUAAGUAUCUGAAGUUCAGUUCCCUUUGUCCCAGAGGGCUAUCAUGUGGCCCAGAUUCGUGUGUGCAUGGUCAUGUGCUGUGUGGUUAUUUCUUCAUUAGCUGUCCCCUAGACACUGAAUGACAUUAUCGUCAAACCACAGUGGCGUGACCCCCUUCUACAUUUGUUCCUUUCUGAUAAACUAUAUUAAAUAAAGCAACUCUUAAUUCUAACUUUGGCUUUACUGCCCCAGGUUUCAGUAAGUCAAACAGAAUCUGUCCCCCACAUACCCCAAGUGUGUGAGGGCUGGGUGCUGUUGAUGAAUGAGGAAGUUCCUGUGAGACCAUGCAUGCAAAUGAGUAUCUGAGUUCCCUUUGUCCCAGAGGGCUAUCAUGUGGCCCAGAUUAGUGGGAACUAAUUAAAAUAAAAGUGUUGAAUCAAAGUGUUUUUUUUAAAACUGCUGUAACUUGGUCAUGUCAGUAUCUGGGAAAUAAAUCUCCAGUUAUUGAAAGCUCCAGCACAACUCUAGAUGGUUGCCAAAAGUCUAACAAUGCAGUUUCAGAGUUUUCCCAUUUAUACUGAUGCCCAACCAAGCUCCGAAAUCAAUCCUCUCUAAAACAAUGCCUGUGACCUGUACUGGAGCCCAGUGCAGUCACUGAUUAAUUAAAACCGCUCCUUAAUCUUAAAGUGUGAAGGACAAUGUGUGACAUUUAACAAAAUCCAAAAGGAAAACUAUCUUGUUCCAUCUACCCAACAGUUGCAAGAUUGAAUGUGCAGGAAAAACGAGUUGUCAAACCCAGAGGAGGUUUAAAAGCAGAGGAUGGUUGUUGGGACAUGUCUGAAAGGCUAAGCUUCAGUGUAUGGCCACUCUCAUUGGAAAGUAUUAAAAAAACAAAUAUAUCACUGAAACUAAGUGUGUCUGACAUUCAGUCCCAACAUAUCUGCAGCAAAAACUGACUUGUAACAGGAGUCCCAGUGAAUCUGCACUUUAAUUCCUUCUGGUUUAAAACUGUCUGUCCUUUAGUUACACUGCUCUGCUGCUAAAGCUGCACUUUCUGCAGAACACCAUUUGAAUUCCCACACUUUGAUUCAGGAUCUCAGCCCCCCCCGUUAUUGCCCUGCUCCUCAUUAGUACACUGGUCACCAGUGUCCUGGAACACUGCAGCCCUUCCCAAUCCCAGAGUCGGAAUGUCAAAGCUGCUACAGAAGGAAGACUAAUUUACAAAUUACCCGGCAUGCCAACUUGAAGCUACUCUGACUGCCUGACCAUAGUGAUGAGUGAACAUCCAAGCAGUUUCUACAGAUGCUGUCUGCCCUGCUGAGUAUCUGCAGUAUUUUCUCUUUUUCUAUUUGCACUUUCCAGUAUCUGCAGUAUUUUUCUUCUUU
Molecule: messenger RNA, 7477 nt
Organism: Chiloscyllium plagiosum (whitespotted bambooshark)
Lineage: Eukaryota; Metazoa; Chordata; Chondrichthyes; Orectolobiformes; Hemiscylliidae
Product: lactosylceramide 4-alpha-galactosyltransferase-like
Biological process (GO): protein O-linked glycosylation
Molecular function (GO): acetylglucosaminyltransferase activity
Source: RefSeq, a predicted model, not a curated record